Molecule: messenger RNA, 4170 nt
Organism: Pseudovirgaria hyperparasitica
Lineage: Eukaryota; Fungi; Ascomycota; Dothideomycetes; Acrospermales; Acrospermaceae
Product: heavy metal translocatin
Exons: 1
Coding region: 390-3941 (1183 amino acids)
Biological process (GO): copper ion homeostasis; monoatomic cation transport
Cellular component (GO): membrane
Molecular function (GO): P-type divalent copper transporter activity; ATP hydrolysis activity; copper ion binding
Source: RefSeq, a predicted model, not a curated record
GGAAAGAACAGCGCUUUCAGCUGCGACAAACUUAGCGACCUUAGGCAGCUUAUAAGGUAGGCGCUGGCGCUGGUCACCGGCCCCGGGCUGCCGGUCCCACUCCAUCUCUCACUCGACGCCACUGCCACCUCGAUUACUCAGAUACUCUCUAUCGUCGCAUCUUCUCACCACACCUCCCUCGGCGCUGCCCUCACCCCUCCGCGAAGCUGGCCUUCCAGAUCCGCUGAUAUCACCUGAAGUCUACAUCUUUGUUCCUCUGCACUCUUCCCUACUUUCCGUAGGAUCAUAGCGAUGUUAAUAUGACACUCUGAAUAUCUCCGGUCCUCCAUAUUCCUUUGCGACAAUCUCCGAUACCUCACGCCAACCUACUUGGACCGCCAUCACUCACAAUGUCGGGUUCCUCCCAACCCGCGUCUCUUUUGGAUGCCGAUCGAGCCCUUCCCACACCCCGAAUUCCGACACUGGCGAUGACCGCGACAGCAAUGACAACAACAACGUUGAAAGUAGAGGGCAUGACUUGCGGAGCUUGCACCUCUGCAAUCGAGAGCGCCUUUGAAGGCAUUGAAGGAGUAGGAACGGUGAGCGUGAGCUUAGUAAUGGAAAGAGCUGUUAUCGUCCACGAUUCUGCGAAGCUGUCCCCCGAUCAAGCAAAGGAAAUGAUUGAGGACCGCGGAUUUGAUGCCGAAGUACUGUCGUCCGACCUUCCGACUGCGCGAGCCGUCGACAACAUCAUUGAAGAAGCCAACAUAUCCCUGAUGACCACCACUGUCGCAAUCAGCGGUAUGACGUGCGGUGCAUGUACGUCGGCUGUGGAAGGAAGUUUCAAGAAUGUCGCAGGCAUCAAAUCAUUCAGUAUUUCUCUGCUUUCCGAACGAGCAAUUAUUGAGCACGACCCUAGCAUAAUAGCACCAGAGCAAAUUGUAGAGGUCAUCGAUGACACUGGAUUUGACGCAACCAUCAUGGAAUCGCAAGCAUCACAGCUUCAUAAAAUCGACACCCGGAAAACAAAGAUUCUAACCACGACCGUCGGCAUAGAAGGUAUGACAUGCGGUGCAUGCACGAAAGCAGUCACGGACGGAUUUGAUGGGGUAGAUGGCAUCCUACAAUUCAAUAUUAGCCUCUUGGCAGAAAGAGCUAUCGUGGUUCACGAUCCUAGUAAGAUCACUGAAGACCGAAUAGCCGAGAUAAUAGAUGAUUGUGGCUUCGAUGCGAAGAUCAUAUCGUCUUUCGAAGGCGGAUCUCAGAGCUCAAAAAGUUCGUCUUCAGUGUCUCUCAAAAUCUAUGGCAUGUCGAAAGCGGAGCAUGCAUCCGAUCUUGGGGAUAAAAUCUCAGCUGUGACUGGAAUCACGUCCGUAUCGAUCAAUCUCAGGACCACCCGUGCUGUCAUAAACUAUAAACCCACAAUAGUUGGUCUUCGAACAAUCGUAGAUACUAUCGAAGCAGCAGGAUUCAAUGCACUGAUGGCCGACGCUGACGAUAACAACGCCCAACUCGAGUCACUCGCGAAAACAAAAGAGAUCCAGGAAUGGCGUCGCGCUUUCAGAACAUCUCUGAUGUUUGCUGUCCCGGUACUCUUGACGAGCAUGAUACUGCCCAUGUGCAUACCGGUCUUGGACUACGGCAGUUGGGAGAUCACCACUGGCCUGUGGUUCGGUGACCUUGUUUGCUUAGCUCUUACAGUCCCAGUCCAGUUUGGUAUUGGAAACCGGUUUUAUGUCUCCGCUUAUAAGUCUAUGAAGCAUGGCUCACCCACCAUGGACGUUCUUGUUGUAUUGGGCACAUCGGCCGCAUUCUUCUUCAGCCUUGCUGCGAUGAUCGUGUCCAUAGUGGUCCCACCUAACACCCGCCCAGCGACUGUAUUCGACACAAGUACAAUGCUUAUUACUUUUAUUACCCUAGGACGCUAUAUGGAGAACAGAGCUAAAGGCCAAACUUCGAAAGCUCUCUCUAGACUGAUGUCGCUGGCACCAUCGAUGACAACAAUUUACGCAGAUCCCAUUGCCGCAGCCAAGAUCGCGGAGGGAUGGGAAUUACCAGAGAAAUACUCAAAGCCCACAGAGGCUGCAUCUGGCUCCUCCGAUGAGAAAGUGAUCCCGACAGAACUUCUCGAAUUGGGGGAUAUCGUGAUUAUCAAGCCAGGCGACAAGGUUCCUGCCGAUGGUCUCGUCAUUCGUGGCGAGAGCUAUGUGGAUGAGAGCAUGGUGACUGGCGAAGCUAUGCCCAUCCAGAAGAAGAAAGGCAGUUUCCUCAUGGCUGGUACUAUUAACGGUGCUGGUAAGAUGGACUUUAGGGUCACUCGAGCAGGCCGUGACACUCAACUCAGCCAAAUCGUUCGUAUGGUGCAAGAAGCGCAAACUAGCCGUGCGCCGAUUCAGCGUAUCGCUGAUAAAGUCGCUGGAUACUUUGUGCCAAUAAUAAUCACCCUUGGUCUAUCUACAUUCCUUGUCUGGAUGGUGCUUAGCCAUGUCCUUCGAAGACCACCAAGGAUCUUCCUCGACGAUGAAAGCGGCGGCAAGGUCAUGGUUUGCGUUAAGCUUUGUAUCUCUGUCAUUGUUUUCGCCUGCCCAUGCGCACUUGGUCUGAGUACACCUACCGCAAUCAUGGUGGGCACUGGCGUCGGCGCAGAGAACGGCAUUUUAGUCAAAGGAGGAGCUGCAUUAGAAACCGCUACCAAAGUCAAUCAUGUUGUUCUAGAUAAAACUGGGACUCUGACUGUUGGUAAGAUGGCUGUAUCCAACUCAGACAUUCUUGGGCUAUGGAAGGAUGACACUCAGAAGCAGCGACUGUUCUGGACCUUAAUCGGGUUGGCUGAGAUGAAUAGCGAGCAUCCUAUUGCCAAAGCCAUUGUAAUUGCUGCGAAAGACUAUUUGAACAUUGGACCAGAGUCUGCUCUCGACGGUAGUGUUGGUGACUUUGAAGUUGUUCCAGGGGAAGGAAUCUCGGCCUUCGUUGAGGCCGCUAUCUCCCCCGAACGCAAACGUCACCGAGUCCUUGUUGGAAACGCGCCGUACCUCAAGUCUCAAGGCAUCAAACUCCCGGACGGUGCAGAUGAUGAAGAAGACCCUCGCACAACCCUCGACUCUAUUCGUUCUGUAGAGGACCGUAAUCCAUCCUCUAAAUCUGACGACCUGCGCUACGCUGGGACUACCACCAUAUACACCGCUAUCGCAAAUGAAUACACCGGCACAAUAUCUCUGGCAGAUUCGCUCAAGCCAGCCGCGAGAUCUACAAUUCUGGCCCUCGCCCGUCUCGGCAUCUCGUCGUCUAUCGUCACCGGCGACACACUUCCAUCUGCUCUCGUCGUGGCAUCCCAAGUGGGCAUCGCACCCCAAAAUGUUCACGCUUCUGCAACACCAGCUGACAAACAGCGUAUCAUAGCUGAGAUGGGCGAGAGCGGUCGCGUCGUUGCUAUGGUCGGUGACGGUAUCAAUGAUAGCCCAGCUCUCGCAUCGGCAGCUGUCGGGAUCGCUCUUGCUUCUGGCACAGACGUCGCCAUGGAAGCUGCAGGUAUUGUUCUCAUGAACGCAAAUGAUCUCCUGGCUAUACCAGCAUCUCUAUAUUUGUCUAGCAGCAUUUUCCGUCGCAUCAAAAUGAAUUUACUCUGGGCUUGCGGAUACAACAUUAUCGGUUUACCAUUCGCAAUGGGUUUCUUCCUACCCUGGGGUUAUCACCUUCAUCCAAUGGCAGCUGGUGCAGCCAUGGCUUGCAGUUCAGUGUCUGUCGUUGCAAGUAGUCUCGCGUUGAAGUGGUGGCGAAGGCCAAAGUGGAUGUCUGUAGAGCAAUUGGAUCCUGCAGCAGCAGAAUUGAUGGAUAGGGACAAUGCUGGUGAGAUUAGGCCAGAGCGCAAACUCAGCCUCUGGCAACGUGUUCGAGGGACAUGGUCGCGGAAGCAACGGGAAGAGGAAGGCUAUGUCCCUUUGCAGAAUAUGAGUGAAGUUUAGAUUUGUACAAUUAUGCUCAGGGUUUUAGAGUAUGUCUCUCCUUACAUGGCAUUUUCUGCGUGCUUUCCCUAUGUUGAGUCGGGACGUUCGAGAUCGGAGCGUAGUGGCAUGACGACUUCAUGGGAACGUCUUACUUAUGUUAAUCACUAUACCACUUGAAAAAGUCAUCCUCAGCACAGUGCGAAAGCUGGCAGAGUUACUAAAUUUGAAGCUAUUAUUUCCAAACAAA